AUGUCCACUAGAAAGAGAAGACAGGAUUUCGUCGAGCAAGAGGAAUUGCAAGCUCUGCCUAGCGACGAAAGCGAAGAAGAAGAGGAGUACGAGGAAUCAGAAUUUGAAGAAGAAGCCGGCUCCGACGAGGAAGAAGAGGAGGGAGUGUCGGAGGAGGAGGAGGAGCCUGAAGAGAAGCCUGAACCACGUCCUAAACGACGCCGAACGGGACCGGCUCCUCAGGAAGAAGAAGAACCAGAACUAGAAGAGGAAGAGGUCCAAGUUGAAGAAACAAAUGGCAAACAUCAAGAAGAAGGCGAAGAAGAUGGAGAGGGUGAAGAGGUAGAGGAGGAAGACGAUGAUGACAAGCCUUUACCGUCCGCUAAGCACGCAGAAGGUGCAAAGAAAUCGGGUGCUCCUAUGGCAAAUGCACAACAAGAAAUUGUUAGUGAGGAAGAGGAUUAA
This is a messenger RNA of Uncinocarpus reesii 1704, 444 nucleotides long. RefSeq lists its product as uncharacterized. Lineage: Eukaryota; Fungi; Ascomycota; Eurotiomycetes; Onygenales; Onygenaceae. The record is from RefSeq and is a predicted model, not a curated record. Bases 1 to 444 code for a protein of 147 amino acids. The transcript has 3 exons.